CUCUCGUCUAUCAUUCUUACAGUUGGGUUUAGCCCCGCCCAAUAAGGCCUGGUCUGUCAAUCAAGAGGCGCACGCUUUACUGCAGGUGCGAAGCUGGGCAGGCUCCGGGCUAACUACUGCAGCGAAGCCGAGAAGAAAACAAACAUUUCACGAUGGCGUCUGCAAAUGCCACAUACGGACAAAAGGAGUCCUCGGACCAGAACUUUGACUACAUGUUUAAAAUUCUUAUCAUCGGCAACAGCAGCGUUGGCAAGACGUCCUUCCUCUUCCGCUACGCGGACGACUCGUUCACGCCGGCCUUUGUCAGCACGGUGGGCAUCGACUUCAAAGUCAAGACCAUCUACAGGAAUGACAAGAGGAUAAAGCUGCAGAUUUGGGACACGGCUGGCCAGGAGCGAUACAGGACCAUCACCACAGCCUAUUACAGAGGAGCCAUGGGCUUCAUCCUCAUGUAUGACAUUACCAAUGAAGAGUCCUUCAACGCUGUGCAAGACUGGUCCACUCAGAUCAAGACCUACUCGUGGGACAAUGCUCAGGUGCUCCUGGUGGGGAACAAGGUUGAUAUGGAAGAUGAACGUGUGGUGGCCACAGAAAGGGGCCGGCAGCUGUCAGAACAGCUUGGUUUUGAGCACUUUGAAGCGAGCGCCAAAGAUAACAUCAACGUGAAGCAAACCUUUGAGAGGCUAGUGGACAUCAUCUGCGAAAGGAUGUCUGAGAGCUUGGACAACAAUGACCCCUCCGUCACCGGAACCAAACAAGGGCCGCAGCUCACUGAGCAGCCGCAGAGGUCCCAUCAGGACUGCGCUUGCUAAAUGCAAUGCACACACACGCACUACAUCUCCCAUCCUGGAACCCAUAGUCAAUCCCUUUUUUAAUGUAUCUUAUCCGUUGGUCAUGUCAACAGCCACGCAUUUAUUGAAUACACCCCCCCACCCCCCGAGCUGACUGCUGCUGAGACUAACGAACCUACUUCCUCUUCAUAAACAGUCGAUUCCCAAAGAUCUGCUCUAUGAGAUCUAUAUUAUCCUCACAGCAUACUGCUAAUUGAGUCACGGGAUGAGUGCUCUUUUAACAUGCUCAUGUUUCCGUGUUGACCCCAACACACAAAAUCCAUUGUUGUCUGUAGUUUGGUCACAACCCUUCCUGCCAUUCACAUUCACGCCUCUAGUCCCCUCCAUUUUUUUCCCCCAUUGUCCCACUGAGCAGUUUAUAUCCAAGUUGAUCAAAGAUUCAUCAGUCCAAGUGUUUGUAUAAUUUAUGACGGAAACUUAAAGCAAAAGACAAUGGAUCCUGUGUAUGAAAUGUUAUUUAAGAUUUUAUGUUGCGCCUUUCAAGCUUUUUAACUUAAGAACACGCUUCUUUAAAGUAGGCUGUGGCAUCAAUUUAGGUUUUGAUGCGCAGACCCUCAGUGUUGAAUAUUAUAGCUUAAUAUGGUUUUGUUUUUCCCCAAAGUUUUAUCACUACAGUAGAAAUGGGUGGGCUGGGUGACGUGAACAUGGCAGAUUUUGAGCAUUUCCUCAAAAAGAAUCCAAUGUUGAUACUUUUAGGUGGUUUAUUACACUCAGGAUGUGGUCAACUCUAAAGCUAAGAAAAUUACACACAUUGUGCAGUAAAAUUCAAAAUGACAUUUUUUGAAAGACUGCUAGCUUAAUCCUACUAUACAAUAGUAGACAUUGUAUGGAAACCACCAGUUAAUUAAAAAAAAAAAAAAAAAAAAAGAACAGAGAUCAGACGACAUGAAAUAGUCUAGCCUGAUGCUACUCACAAACUUUUAGGGAUAUUUUUUGCAGGUCAAAUUUCUGCUAAAAUGCGGGCUGACUUUUAAAGUUCUUGUUCAUAAAAACAUGAAUAUGAAAAAAGACAAAUCUAUGACUAAAAUGUGGAGUGAGCCCAUCAACCCUCCGUUAGAUAAGAAAUUUGGAGCGAUUCUGUUCGCAUCCGUGGUCAUCUUUCACAGUGGCAACAUGCGGUUGGUUGGCUAUCUAUCUAAGCUAACAUUUGCUUUUUGGGUUGUCUGCUGGCAUGGUCGCUUUAGAGUGCCUUGCUGUGGGUCGCGACUGCAUGCGCAUGUCACCGAGAGAACGAUGGAAGUAAGGGCUGGUGGGUAAGCGCCUCAUUGUUGCCCCGUGUGGCCUAAAAGUAGAUGACCUUCAAAAUUUUGUGAAAUAUUUCACCUGAAAGAUCCCUAGCGUUAUGAAAGUAGUGAAUAAAUAAAUGUAUGACUAUAUAUAAAGCCAAUAGCUAUGCACAUAAAGAUGCAUAUAAAAUGGAGAUAAUACAUUAUACAUAAAUAUGCUUUUUAAUGCUGGAUUCCAUCGUUAAGGUGCAUGUCGUUGGUGUUGCUGGUUAACCGGGCAGGUUGUCACAUCUGACAAGUUUUUUUUUUUUUUUUUUUUUUUUUUGUCACCUUAGACUUGCCAGCACAUCAGCUCCUACUCGGUCUGUUUUAUGGGAAAGAACUAUUUAUUUUUUUGCAUGCAGGUCCAAUGUUAAAACUUGAAUUUAGUUUGGUUUGCCUGUGUGUGUGUGGUGUGCAUGUGAGAAUAUGGUGUCGCUUUUAUUACUUUUUUGUAUUAUUUAUAACUAUUUUU
Molecule: messenger RNA, 2591 nt
Organism: Corythoichthys intestinalis (scribbled pipefish)
Lineage: Eukaryota; Metazoa; Chordata; Actinopteri; Syngnathiformes; Syngnathidae
Product: ras-related protein Rab-3A-like
Exons: 5
Coding region: 153-812 (219 amino acids)
Biological process (GO): regulation of synaptic vesicle fusion to presynaptic active zone membrane; calcium-ion regulated exocytosis; maintenance of presynaptic active zone structure
Cellular component (GO): synaptic vesicle membrane; synaptic vesicle; endosome
Molecular function (GO): GTP binding; GTPase activity; myosin V binding
Source: RefSeq, a predicted model, not a curated record